Messenger RNA from Acanthisitta chloris (rifleman), 1636 nucleotides. It is a transcript of the gene MATCAP2, whose product is annotated as KIAA0895 ortholog. The annotation marks the transcript as partial. The transcript has 6 exons. The record is from RefSeq and is a predicted model, not a curated record. NCBI's taxonomy places the organism in Eukaryota, Metazoa, Chordata, Aves, Passeriformes, Acanthisittidae.
AAAAGCUUCACUGGCCUAAGACAGAGUUUUCUAGGAAAUCAGUCCUGAGUCCAGAAGUACACAAGCUGAACAUUAACAAAGAAAACAGCCUCCAGCACCCACCUUCUGGGAUCCUAAAGGACAUUUUCACAACAGGAACCAGUAGCUACAACGUCCUUCUGCAGAGCAAAGAGGAGAAAAAGCACCACAUUCAAAAGCAGUCAUCUACUCAUCACAAGAAACACAGGAAAACUGCAAAGUGUUCUGCCACCUUGCGAAGCAAUGAGCAUCGCAAAAUCAAAGUCCCCCUGCCCUUGCUCAGCAGCGGGUGGUACUGCACAAACAGACAACCCUCCAUCAUCAUCACCAGCCCAGGAUCUACCAGCAGGAAGUUUACAAACAGCGUUUCAGUUGCAGGGAGCAGCAUAGGACUGCCACCUCGACCCAGAAGUAGAACUAAAAAGCAUUUUAAUCUAACAAAGCCAAAGCAAUCCCAGUCCUCAAAAAACAGUGGAAAAGAAGGUGAUGCCUCUGGCCAAAAACUCUGUUUACUGACUGCAAUCAAGCCCUCCAAUGUGGAGAAAGAGAAGAUUAAAUUCUUCAACUCAGAUUUCACAUACAAUCCUCAGUUUGAAUAUGAAAACCCUGCCCUGCCAAAUGUGUUAGCUAAGCACAGCCAUGCAUCUGACAGAUUUCUUAAGCAGUCCAUUAACAUUAUGGAGCGGACAUUGCAGAAAUAUGGAAGCUAUGAAAAGUUUGAACAAGCCACUGGAGGCAGUUUGCUGACCAAAAGUCGCAUCUGGAAUCACGUCAGGAAGUAUAUGGUGAAAGAAGGCUGUCUUGGUGAGAUUGUGGUCCAUCUCACGGAGGACCUGCUGUCUCGAGCCUCAAUGACAGUGGUGAAUGGUCGCCCCACUCUCACUAUCAAUAUCUCCACUGCGCGAGAGCACUGGCUGGAAGGGAUGCUGAGACAUGAAAUUGGAACUCAUUAUUUUCGAGGGUUUAACAACAAUAGCCAGCCUUGGUGCAACCGGAAUGGACGUAGAAAACAUGGGUUAAAACCAAUCAACCCUACAGAAGAGGGGCUAGCAAGCAUUCACAGCGUCCUGUUCCGCAAAGACCCUUUCCUCUGGAGAGCUGCCCUGCUAUACUACACGGUGUAUCAGGCUAGCCAAAUGUCCUUCAGUCAGCUUUUCCAUGAUGUGGGGAAAUUUGUCAAGGACCCCAAUACUAGGUGGGACUACUGUGUACGAGCCAAGAGGGGGUGGACUGACACAUCACAACCAGGCUGUUUCAAUAAGGAUCAGGUGUACCUGGAUGGCAUCCUCCGAAUCCUGAGAUACAGGGAGUCCAUUGAUUUCCAUCUUCUGACAGCCCUUGGAAAGAUCUCAUAUGAGGAUGUGGAUCGCCUGAAAGGAUUAGCUGUGAUUGAGAAUAUGAGGGUGCCACACUUUUUGCAAGACCAUGCCCGGUAUAUGGAACACUUGGAAAAGAUCAUGGAAGUCAAUAUGUUGACUGAUGAGGAGCUCCAGGAUCUCAUAAAUUAACAGCAGUAGCCCACCAUUCACUUACCAUGUGAGGUUGUAGAACUGGACUUCCCAGAGCUUGCAGAAAUUAACUUCUGGAGGGGUGGGAGGGAAGGGCAGCGAGAAUAUGU